AUGGAUGUCACCUCUCUUCUUGACUUGAGCUCAGUAUACCCAGUAAAAUCCCGUCCCUAUAGCCCAGUGACUUUUUAUCGUGGCAUAUAUCGAGAUGGCAAGGCAGUAGCCCUCAAAGUUACCAAACCAUACGCUUUGCCUGGAGUGGAAAAUGCAAGGUGGAAAAGGAGAAGGGAAGAGGUGGCCCGUAUCUGGUCCGAAUGUAUGCACCCAAACGUUGUGGAACUUAUCGGCAAGGCGACCUGUGAAUUGCAAAACGUUGUCGUGUAUGAUUGGCACGAAUAUGGACAUUUGUAUGAAUACCUUGAAUCUCAACCCAAUGCGGAUCGCUUCCAGUUGAGCACGCAGAUAUGCAAGGGCGUGGCAUAUCUACAUGGCAAUGACAUUGUCAGUGUUCUUUCUGUUUUUGUCCGCAUUUGCAAUUUCAAGGUGAACAUUACUAUAGAUACACGUAACCUGUGUGGUUGGCAGAUAUUAGUAUCAAGCAAUGGUGUUCCUCGGAUACAGUUAUCUGUAGGGACAGUUUCGACCACUACUGAUCCUGUCGAGAGCUGGAGUAGAAUCUGGGGGGUAGUUUGGCAUGGUUGGCGCCAUGAGACUUCCACAUUUACAUUUGCCAGCGAUGUAUUUGCACUGGGCAUGACCAUACUGGCGGAUCUCAUACCAAGGAGUAAGGCUGGGGACAUUGUAUGGAGUAACAUCCGUAAAUGCCUGUCACAUAACGCCCAAGACCGACCAUCUGCUAUACAAGUUCGAGACGCUAUGGAUGAGAAGGUCAAGCUCCAGUACGACGACCAGGUAACUGAUGAAGAGCUCGACCGUGCACGACCUGUUGGUCAAGCUAUACGCACGAGAACAUCCCCUCUUCUAGGGUUUGCCGUUCUAAGAGAUGAUCUGGCAAUGGUGUCACCAUGGAUGAGAAACGGUUACGUCACGGUAUAUGUUGUCAGGAAUCCAAGCUGCAAUCGCCUUGGAUUGUGUGCUCAGCUCGCGCAAGCGAUUAGUUAUCUCCAUCAGAAUAGAGUCGUACAUGGGGACAUCAAAGGCCCCAAUGUACUUGUUUCCGAUGAAGGCACAAUUCAGAUUACAGACUUUGGCGUGUCUAUCACGGAUCACCAGGAGAUCGAGUUCAGUGGGACUUCGAUGGGUCAAGGUACACAACGAUGGCAGGCACCUGAGAUACUGCUUGGACUAACGGGUAGUACAAAGGAAGCAGAUGUAUAUGCGCUUGCGAUGACAAUGAUUGAAGUAUUCACCGGACAGCAACCAUAUGGAGACAUCAACUGGCUACAAUUGAUGCAUCGGUGA
This is a messenger RNA of Rhizoctonia solani, 1308 nucleotides long. Its product is annotated as Tyrosine kinase domain-containing protein. Gene Ontology annotation, molecular function: protein kinase activity; ATP binding. The coding region runs from base 1 to 1308 and encodes 435 amino acids. Gene Ontology annotation, biological process: protein phosphorylation. Lineage: Eukaryota; Fungi; Basidiomycota; Agaricomycetes; Cantharellales; Ceratobasidiaceae. The record is from RefSeq and is a predicted model, not a curated record. The transcript has 15 exons.